Bombyx mori (domestic silkworm) is the source of this 1897-nucleotide messenger RNA. It is a transcript of the gene Ttc26, whose product is annotated as intraflagellar transport protein 56. Gene Ontology annotation, cellular component: ciliary basal body; intraciliary transport particle B; ciliary base. Bases 122 to 1849 code for a protein of 575 amino acids. NCBI's taxonomy places the organism in Eukaryota, Metazoa, Arthropoda, Insecta, Lepidoptera, Bombycidae. The record is from RefSeq and is a predicted model, not a curated record. Gene Ontology annotation, molecular function: protein binding; intraciliary transport particle B binding. The transcript is spliced from 12 exons. Gene Ontology annotation, biological process: intraciliary transport involved in cilium assembly; intraciliary anterograde transport.
UACCUACUUCAUUAUAAAAUGGCGGUUGCCAUGACAACGUACUGCGUAAACAAAUCGAAGACUCAUAAGUACGCCCAAAACUCCUACUGUUUAUUUAAUUAAAAGUCAAGAGUUAUAUAAAAUGAUAUUAUCAAGAUCGAAACCGGCGUCCGAGAGUCGCUCGAGCACCGCCAGUAGCACAGUAAAGAAGAACUUUCCAGAACUCGAAGAUUUUCUCUUGAAGAGAGAUUAUGUCGGUGCGCUGACUAUGCUAGAGUUCUUAAAACACGAAGGCAACAAAGACGUAUGGUGCGACGUGUGGUCGGCGUGGUGCUGGUUCCAUCUCGGCGACUAUCAGCGGGCGGCAGACGCCUACAUCAAAGUCAGAGAUCACAACAAAAUGGAUGAAAGAAUAGCUGAUAAUAUAGAAAUGGAUAUUGCUGUGUGCUAUUUCUAUUUAGGGAUGUACAAGGAAUCGCAUGAAGCCGCCGAAAAAGCUCCAACAUGCACCUUGAAGAACCGACUACAGUUCCACUUGGCUCACAAGCUCAACGACGAGGAAGGUCUGAUGCGUACUCACGCUGCCCUUCGAGAUAUACCGGAAGACCAGCUCAGCUUGGCCUCAGUUCACUACCUGAGGGCUCAUUACCAGGAAGCUAUUGAUGUUUACAAGAAAUUGUUGCUCGAAAGACGAUACAAAAGAUAUGAAAAUGACGAUAUGGAUUGGAUUAAAGUUUUGACCCACACGAGCGGGAGCUACAUGGCAUUGAAUGUAUACGUAGCGUUGUGUUACUACAAGCUGGAUUACUACGACGUGUCUCAAGAGGUACUGGGGGUAUAUCUCGCCCAACAUCCUACCUCCACCGUCGCUGGAAACCUGAAGGCUUGCAAUCUUUUCAGGUUGUAUAACGGAAAAGCAGCAGAAAACGAAUUGAAGCUGAUAUCCUCAGACCAGCACACGUUUGGGCAGGAUCUGGUCAAGCACAACCUUGUCGUAUUUAGAAACGGCGAGGGAGCCUUGAAGACCCUCCCUGGACUAGUAGACGUGGUUCCAGAAGCGCGUCUGAACUUGGCCGGGUACAGGCUCCGCAACCGGGAGCCGCUAGAAGCGAGGGUCCUGCUAGAGCCCUUGCACCCCACGUCACCGCUACACUACAUACUGCGCGCUGUGGUCGCCGUCAGGAUAUACAACGACACUUCCGAUGACGAGCAGAUGAAGUUAGCCCAGCAGAGUUUCCAUCUUGUGGGCAGUUCUGCGUCGGAAUGCGACACGAUCCCGGGACGACAGUGCAUGGCGUCCUCUUACUUCCUCGCCGGACACUUCGAGGAGGUGCUGGUCUACCUGAACAGCAUCAAGAGUUUCUUCGUCAAUGACGACACAUUCAACUUUAAUUAUGCGCAGGCCAAAGUCGCAACCGGUUUUUACAGAGAGGCCGAAGAAUGCCUGUUGGCUAUACAGGACGAGAACAUGCGCAGCUCGUUUACUUACCUAGCCUGUCUCUGUCGAUGUCACGUCAUGAACAAGGACGCACAUCUCGCUUGGCAGAUAUGUGCUAAUUCCGCAGGCACCCCGGACAGCUUUGCACUGCUACAACUGGUCGCGAACGACAGCUACCGAAUGGGUCAGUUCCUGGUGGCGGCCAAAUGCUUUCACAUGCUGGAUCGUCUGGACGGCGGCCCGGAGAUGUGGGAGGGUCUGAGGGGAGCCGUGUGCGGAUGCGCUCAAGCUGCUGCAGCCAACAAGCCGGGAGCAGCUGCCGAACUGCGGGACGCGCUGGCUCUGCUCAAAGGACCAAGAGCUCAUCCGAGAGCUGACCACGUGGUCCGUCCUAUAGCUAAAUGGGCCCAGCAAAAUAGAAUACCGAUUUGAGACAUAUCUUCGAGCCUAUAAUUGUAUGAAAUAUAAGAGUUCGUUUGU